GUUGGCGCGAGCAGAGCAAGACAAGAGCAGACAGAGAGCGCGCGCGCGCGCGGCGGGAGGAGCGAGGGGCACGAGGCGCCUCCCAAAGCUCUCCGAGGAGGGAGGGAAGGAGGGAGGGGCGCCCCGCUUGGCUCCAGCUUUGCCUUUGCCGCGGGGCUCCCCGCGAGAGAUGUUCACCCGCGCCGUGAGCAGGCUGAGCAGAAAGCGGCCGCCUUCAGAAAUAAAUGACAGUGACAACAAGCCGGGUAGCAGCCAACAAAAUCUGAAUGGCACCAGAAGAUGGGCUUCAUCCCUAGAAAAUUUAUUGGAAGACCAGGAAGGCGUCAAGAGAUUUAGGGAGUUUUUAAAGAGAGAAUUUAGUGAAGAAAAUGUUUUGUUUUGGUUAGCAUGUGAAGAAUUUAAGAAGAUAAAAGAUAAGAAACAGAUGAAAACCAAAGCAAAUGAAAUUUACAUGACAUUCUUGUCAAGUAAAGCUUCUUUUCAAGUCAAUGUUGAAGGCCAGUCCCGUUUGGAUGAGUCAAUAUUGGAAGCACCUCACCCGCUCAUGUUCCAGAAACUUCAAGAUCAGAUUUUCAACCUCAUGAAAUACGACAGCUACAGCCGCUUUUUAAAGUCAGACGUGUUUCUUAAACUGAAGCAAACUGAAGAACAGGAAGAAAAUUCAUCCGACACUCAAACUGUACCAAAAAGAGCGUCGAGAAUUUACAACACAUGAUCCAUAUAACAACAAACAGUAAUUCCUACUGAGACUGUAUAAUGAAAAACAAAUGAGUUCUCAGGAAUAGUUUUUAAGGAUAACACGCUUGUAAUCCAUGCUUGAAAAACACAGAACUCUGUUAAGCGAUUCUUCACCUUAACUCGUUUGAAUGACCCCAUUGCUUAUACAUUGGCUACUACUGAAUCCCUUGGCUAAGAGUGGUUAUACCAAGCCCUUAAAAGGAAAGAAGAGCAUAUUAAUAAUUUGCAAAAAGAAGACUGGGGUGCUUUUCUGUAUUUUAAAAAAACUUUUCUUGUGAAUUAUUGGACUGUAGCAUAAAAAUUGUUAUGAAUUUGAAAAUAGGGUCUAGCAUUAAAAAAGGGUGUCUGUUUUGGAACUAUCAUGACCCUAAACUCAGUUUUUUAUAUAAAUGUAUACUUUUCAUGCAAUCUGAGAUAAUGUAAAUGCUCACUUCAUUUCUAUAGAUGAAUGACAAAACCGACCUAACAGAAAAAAGCUCAACUUUUUUCUUGCUACGCACAAAUGUAAAAAUCUCAACCUUGUUGAAACUUUGAAACAUUCAUUUGAUUCAAGCUUUAAAACCACACAGUUUUUUUCAGUUGCUAAUCAAAAUGACUAGAAAAAUCCCUUUGUCCUUUCUUUAUAAUAAAAUACAUGUUUCUACUCCGCAA
Messenger RNA from Anolis carolinensis (green anole), 1389 nucleotides. It is a transcript of the gene rgs10, whose product is annotated as regulator of G protein signaling 10. Gene Ontology annotation, biological process: regulation of G protein-coupled receptor signaling pathway. The record is from RefSeq and is a predicted model, not a curated record. The coding region runs from base 170 to 715 and encodes 181 amino acids. Gene Ontology annotation, cellular component: plasma membrane; nucleus; cytoplasm. Lineage: Eukaryota; Metazoa; Chordata; Lepidosauria; Squamata; Anolidae. The transcript has 5 exons. Gene Ontology annotation, molecular function: GTPase activator activity.